AUGUCCUGGCCUAACACCAUUGAACAGGCCACUGCAAAAAACCUCACCACCACUCAGAUCGAUCUGACCACCAUCGAAGACGACAAUCUACCUGCUGAUAAUCCCUACUUUUUACCUCCUUCUCCUACUCUUCCUCCUUCUCCUAAAAGGGGUGUAAAAUCGAACCCUUCUCAACUGUCUAAUGAUGUCUCUCAUACCGGUCGAUUACACACUCAGUCAGAGAAAUUCCUAGGUACCAAGAAGAAGGCAAAUCGUCCCUGUCCCUUCUGUGGAUCAAGAGCACAUGGAGCUAAGAAGUGUAAGACAGGUAGUGAGAUACAGGAGAGGGAUAAUGAUCGUUAUAAUCGAGAAAUGGCUGCUUGGAAGGCUGGAGAAACGACCUGGACAGAGGGAUCAGUAAUGGGAACUAAUUCUGCUCUUGAGAAGAAGAUCGCGAGUCUUCGGGAGACGGUUCUGGGCCUGGCUAAGAGUAUCCAGGAGGACAGAGAUAAAAGGGAGAAGGAAAAUCAGCCUGUAGUGGUGAGGACAGAGGACAGGAUGGUGAGGACAGGAGAAAUGAUCACUAGGACAGGUUAUUUGAAGACACCAGGAAAUGGCCAAUAUCAACCGAAUGUACCCCCAUUUUUCAACAUUUAUCCUCCUGAGAAGAGGUACCUACCACCCCCCUCUUCCACCUACUCUCCCUCCUCUAUCCUCUCAAUAUUGGCCUCCCUAUCCCUCCCAGGGCUCUUCUAG
Tremella mesenterica DSM 1558 is the source of this 735-nucleotide messenger RNA. RefSeq lists its product as uncharacterized. The transcript is spliced from 4 exons. The record is from RefSeq and is a predicted model, not a curated record. The coding region runs from base 1 to 735 and encodes 244 amino acids. Lineage: Eukaryota; Fungi; Basidiomycota; Tremellomycetes; Tremellales; Tremellaceae.